AUGUACGGCACCUCAACCGGUCCCCAGACCGGCAUCAAUACCCCCCGGUCCUCUCAAUCUCUCCGCCCUCUUAUCCUCUCACACGGCUCCCUCGAGUUCUCCUUUCUCGUGCCGACCUUGCUCCAUUUCCAUGCCUCCCAGCUGAAGGACGGCUUCACCACAUCAUUACCCGAACCCACAGAUGAAUUGGCCCAGGAUGACGAGCCCUCGUCCGUCACCGAGCUUGUCGCCCGCUACAUUGGUCAUGUCGCCCACGAGGUUGAGGAGGGUGAGGACGAUGCGCAGGGAAGCUAUCUGGAAGUGUUGAAGCUCGUGCUGAACGAGUUUGAGCGAGCUUUCAUGCGCGGCAACGACGUCCACGCCGUGGUCGCCGCCCUUCCCGGAAUUGUCGCCAAAAAAAAUCAGGUCGUCGAGGCCUACUACGCCGGACGUGCCGCCGCCGGUCGGCCCACCAAGCCCUACGACUCGGCUCUAUUCCGGGCUGCCUCGGAUGAGGCGGCCGGUAUCUAUACGGUCUUUGGCGGCCAAGGAAACAUCGAGGAAUAUUUCGAUGAGCUGCGCACAGUUUACACCACCUACCCCUCUUUUGUGGAAGAUCUCAUUGUUUCCUCGGCCGAGCUGCUGCAAUCACUCUCGCGCGAGCCUGAGGCGAACAAGCUCUACCCCAAGGGAUUGGAUGUCAUGAAAUGGCUGCAGGAUCGGGAUGCUCAGCCAGACACGGACUACCUUGUUUCGGCCCCGGUCAGUCUGCCUUUGAUCGGUCUCGUUCAGUUGGCCCACUAUAUGGUGACCUGCAAGGUCCUGGGCCGCCAGCCGGGCGAUCUUCUGGAGCGCAUCCGGGGAACCACUGGUCACUCCCAGGGUGUGGUGACGGCUGCGGCCAUCGCCACAGCCACCAGCUGGGAAUCUUUCGCGACCGCUGCCCGUAAUGCCCUGACUAUGCUGUUCUGGAUUGGUCUGCGCAGCCAGCAGGCCUACCCCCGCACGUCCAUUGCGCCUUCCGUGCUGCAGGACUCCAUUGAGAAUGGUGAGGGUACUCCUACCCCCAUGCUUUCCAUUCGGGAUCUCUCCCGGGCAGCAGUCCAGGAGCACAUCGAUGCUACCAACCAGCAUUUGCCCGAAGACCGCCACAUUGCGAUCUCCCUGGUGAACAGUGCGCGCAACUUCGUUGUGACCGGACCCCCGAUCUCGCUCUACGGUCUCAACCUCCGUCUCCGUAAGGUCAAGGCACCUACCGGCCUAGACCAGAACCGUGUCCCCUUCACUCAGCGAAAGGUUCGAUUCGUGAACCGAUUCCUCCCCAUCACCGCUCCCUUCCACAGCCAAUAUCUCACCUCGGCCUACGACCGCAUCCUUGAGGACUUGGAGGAUAUUGACAUUCCCGCUAAGUCUCUGGUUAUCCCUGUUUUCGACACCAAGACUGGUGACGACUUGCGCCAGCUGGGUGACAAGAGUGCCGUUCCGUCGCUGGUUCGCAUGAUCACUCAUGACGCGGUCAACUGGGAGCAGGCGACCGUCUUCCCUGGUGCCACCCACAUCGUUGACUUUGGUCCCGGCGGUAUCUCAGGUCUUGGUGUUCUUACCAACCGCAACAAGGAUGGUACUGGCGUUCGCGUCAUCCUCGCCGGUGAGAUGGAUGGCACCAAUGCCGAGGUUGGCUACAAACCAGAGCUGUUCGACCGGGAUGAGCACUCCGUGAAGUACGCCGUGGACUGGGUCAAGGAGCACGGCCCACGCCUCGUGCAGACUUCCACUGGUGAGACCUAUGUGGACACCAAGAUGAGUCGUCUGCUGGGUAUUCCUCCGGUCAUGGUGGCCGGCAUGACCCCUACCACCGUCCCCUGGGAUUUCAUCGCCGCCACCAUGAACGCUGGCUACCACAUUGAAUUGGCCGGCGGUGGUUACUACAAUGCUAAGACCAUGACUGCUGCCAUCAACAAGAUUGAGAAAGCCAUUCCCCCUGGUCGUGGUAUCACCGUCAACCUCAUCUAUGUCAACCCCCGUGCCAUGGCAUGGCAGAUUCCUCUGAUCGGUCGUCUGCGCGCUGAUGGCGUCCCCAUCGAGGGUCUGACCAUUGGUGCCGGUGUUCCCUCAAUCGAAGUUGCCAACGAGUACAUCGAGACCUUGGGUAUCAAGCACAUCGCUUUCAAGCCUGGCUCUGUGGACGCCAUCCAGCAGGUGAUCAACAUCGCCAAGGCCAACCCCAAAUUCCCCAUCAUUCUGCAAUGGACCGGUGGCCGUGGUGGUGGUCAUCACUCGUUUGAGGACUUCCACCAACCCAUCCUCCAGAUGUACGGUCGUAUUCGCAAGCAAGAUAACAUCGUUCUUGUUGCCGGUAGCGGUUUCGGCGGAGCCGAGGAUACCUACCCGUAUCUCUCUGGUGUGUGGUCUGCUAAGUUUGGCUAUCCCCCUAUGCCCUUCGAUGGAUGCUUGUUCGGUAGCCGUAUGAUGAUUGCCAAGGAGGCUCACACGUCCAAGAACGCCAAGAAGGCCAUCGCGGAUGCCCCCGGUGUCGACGAUGAGGAAUGGGAGAAGACCUACAAGAGUGCCACGGGUGGCGUUAUUACCGUUUUGUCUGAAAUGGGCGAGCCCAUUCACAAGCUUGCCACCCGUGGUGUUCUGUUCUGGCAGGAGAUGGACCAGAAGAUCUUCAAGCUUGAUAAGGCGAAGCGUGUGCCUGAGCUGAAGAAGCAGCGCAACUACAUCAUCAAGAAGCUGAACGAUGACUUCCACAAAGUGUGGUUCGGUCGUAACACUGCUGGCGAGACUGUGGAUCUCGAAGACAUGACCUACACUGAAGUUGUUCACCGUAUGGUGGAUCUCAUGUACGUCAAGCACGAGUCUCGCUGGAUUGAUGACUCGCUUAAGCGUCUCACUGGUGACUUCCUUCGCCGUGUUGAGGAACGAUUCACGACCGCCAACGGCCAAGCAUCGCUGCUCCAGAACUACUCCGAGCUUGACACCCCCUACCCGGCUGUCGACAACAUUCUGGCCGCUUACCCCGAGGCUGCGAGCCAGUUGAUCAACGCCCAGGACGUGCAGCACUUCCUGCUGCUCUGCCAGCGCCGGGGCCAGAAGCCUGUACCCUUUGUUCCCUCCCUGGAUGAAAACUUCGAGUACUUCUUCAAGAAGGACUCGCUGUGGCAGAGUGAGGACCUCGAGGCUGUUGUUGAUCAGGAUGUGGGCCGAACCUGUAUUCUGCAGGGCCCCAUGGCCGCUCGCUUCUCCAACGUCAUCGAUGAGCCUGUGAAGGACAUCCUUGACGGUGUGCACAAGGGCCACAUCACUGGUCUUCUGCGUGACGUCUAUGGUGGUGACAAGACCAAGAUUCCGGUGGUUGAAUACUUCGGAGGAAAACUGGCCACUCCCGAGGAUGAGCCUGAGCUGGAUGGUCUGACCGUCUCUGAGGAGUCGACCAAGGUCAGCUUCCGUCUGUCCUCUUCUCCUUCUGCCGUGCUGCCUAGCUUGGACCGCUGGCUCCGUCUUCUGGCUGGCAACGCCUAUUCUUGGCGCCACGCCUUGUUCCAAACCGAUGUCUUCGUUCAAGGCCAUCGUUUCCAGUCCAACCCCAUGAAGCGAAUUGUGGCGCCUAACGCUGGCUUGUUUGUGGAGAUUUCCCACCCGAAUGAGCCUGCCAAGACUGUCAUCAGCGUUCGUGAACCUUAUCAGUCGGGCAAGCUGGUCAAGACUGUCGAGGCGAAGAUUACCGAGAAUGGUCAAAUCAGCCUGACCUUGUUCGAGGGCCGUACCGCGGAGAAUGGAGUCGUUCCUUUGACCUUCCUCUUCACCUAUCACCCGGAGACUGGCUAUGCCCCUAUCCGCGAGGUCAUGGGAGAUCGCAAUGAUCGUAUCAAGGAGUUCUACUACCGGAUCUGGUUCGGCAACAAGGACGUUCCCUUCGAUACUCCCACGACCGCUACUUUCAACGGUGGUCGUGAGAUCAUCAGCUCCCAAGCUGUUGCCGAUUUCGUUCACGCCGUCGGCAACACCGGUGAGGCCUUUGUUGAUCGUCCCGGCAAGGAGGUCUUUGCUCCCAUGGAUUUCGCCAUUGUGGCGGGCUGGAAGGCCAUCACCAAGCCUAUCUUCCCUCGUACCAUUGAUGGAGAUCUGCUCAAGCUGGUCCAUCUGUCCAACGGUUUCAAGAUGGUCCCUGGUGCCGAGCCUCUAAAGGUUGGUGAUGUCUUGGACACUACUGCCCAGAUCAACGCCGUCAUCAACCAGGAGUCUGGCAAGAUGGUCGAGGUCUACGGUACCAUCAAGCGUGAGGGCAAGCCCAUUAUGCAUGUCACCAGCCAGUUCUUGUACCGUGGUGCCUACUCGGACUUCGAGAACACUUUCCAGCGCAAGGAUGAGGUGCCCAUGCAGGUCCACCUCGCUACUAGCCGGGAUGUGGCUAUUCUGCGCUCUAAGGAGUGGUUCCGCAUGGAUGAGUCCGAUAUCGAGCUUUUGGGUCAGACCCUCACCUUCCGUCUGCAGAGCUUGAUCCGCUUCAAGAACCAGAAUGUUUUCAGCAGUGUUCAGACUAUCGGUCAGGUUCUUCUGGAGCUGCCCACCAAGGAAGUCAUCCAGGUGGCCUCUGUGGAAUACGAGGCCGGCGAUUCUCACGGCAACCCCGUGGUUGACUACCUUGAGCGCAAUGGAACCUCAAUCGAGCAACCUGUCUAUUUCGAGAACCCUAUCCCUCUCAGUGGCAAGACUGCCCUGGAGCUGCGUGCUCCAGCCUCCAACGAGACCUACGCCCGUGUUUCCGGUGAUUACAACCCCAUCCACGUCUCGCGCGUCUUCUCCAGCUAUGCCAAUCUCCCGGGUACCAUUACCCACGGUAUGUACAGCAGUGCCGCCGUUCGAAGCCUUGUGGAGACCUGGGCUGCUGAGAACAACAUCGGCCGUGUUCGUGGCUUCCACGUCUCUUUGGUCGGAAUGGUGCUUCCCAACGAUAUGAUCACCGUGAAGCUCCAGCACGUUGGCAUGAUUGCUGGUCGCAAGAUCAUCAAGGUCGAGGCUAGCAACAAGGAGACCGAGGACAAGGUUCUGCUGGGCGAAGCCGAGGUCGAGCAGCCUGUCACCUCCUAUGUUUUCACUGGCCAGGGUUCGCAGGAACAGGGUAUGGGUAUGGAGCUCUAUGCCAGCAGCCCUGUCGCCAAGGAGGUUUGGGACCGCGCCGAUCGCCACUUCAUCGAGAACUACGGUCUCUCUAUCAUCGAUAUUGUCAAGAACAACCCCAAGGAGCUCACUGUCUACUUCGGUGGUCCUCGGGGCAAGGCCAUUCGCCAGAACUACAUGUCGAUGACUUUCGAGUCGGUCAACGCCGAUGGGUCCAUCAAGUCGGAGAAAAUCUUCAAGGAGGUUGACGAGAACACUGCUUCGUACACCUACCGCUCACCUACCGGUCUUCUCUCCGCUACUCAAUUCACCCAGCCCGCUCUGACUUUGAUGGAGAAGGCCAGUUUCGAGGACAUGCGCUCUAAGGGUCUUGUGCAACGGGACAGCAGCUUCGCUGGUCACUCUCUUGGUGAAUACUCUGCUUUGGCUGCUCUGGCCGACGUCAUGCCCAUCGAAAGCUUGGUUUCCGUUGUGUUCUACCGUGGUCUGACCAUGCAGGUUGCUGUCGAGCGUGACGAGCAGGGUCGCUCCAACUACUCCAUGUGCGCUGUCAACCCCAGCCGCAUCUCUAAGACCUUCAAUGAGCAGGCUCUGCAGUACGUCGUGGAGAAUAUUGCGGAGCAGACUGGCUGGCUUCUGGAGAUUGUCAACUAUAACGUGGCCAACAUGCAGUAUGUGGCUGCGGGUGAUCUCCGUGCGCUCGACUGUCUCACCAACCUGUUGAACUUCCUCAAGGCUCAGAACAUCGAUAUCCCCUCCCUGAUGCAGAGCAUGUCGCUGGAGGAUCUCAAGGCUCACCUGGUGAGCAUCAUCCAAGAGUGCGUCAAGCAGACCGAGGCCAAGCCCCGGCCCAUCCAGCUGGAGCGUGGCUUUGCCACCAUCCCGCUGAAGGGCAUUGAUGUGCCUUUCCACAGCACUUUCUUGCGCUCUGGUGUCAAGCCCUUCCGGUCCUUCUUGCUCAAGAAGAUCAACAAGACCACCAUCGACCCCAGCAAGCUCGUUGGCAAAUACAUCCCCAACGUCACUGCUCGUCCCUUUGAGAUCACUAAGGAGUACUUCGAGGAUGUCUACAAGCUGACCAACUCGCCUCGCAUCGCCUCGAUCUUGGCCAACUGGGACAAAUACGAAGAGGGCAACGAGAACGCUGCUGCCCGCGCAGCCUAA
Messenger RNA from Penicillium macrosclerotiorum, 6267 nucleotides. RefSeq names its product tetrafunctional fatty acid synthase subunit FAS1. Gene Ontology annotation, biological process: long-chain fatty acid biosynthetic process. Lineage: Eukaryota; Fungi; Ascomycota; Eurotiomycetes; Eurotiales; Aspergillaceae. Gene Ontology annotation, cellular component: fatty acid synthase complex. Gene Ontology annotation, molecular function: [acyl-carrier-protein] S-acetyltransferase activity; [acyl-carrier-protein] S-malonyltransferase activity; enoyl-[acyl-carrier-protein] reductase (NADH) activity. Bases 1 to 6267 code for a protein of 2088 amino acids. The record is from RefSeq and is a predicted model, not a curated record. The transcript has 2 exons.